AGCAUAAAACGACGCCGGUUUUGACGUUUGAUCGUGUAAACAUGAAAACCUAAUUAGUUCCUUCUUCCUUUCUGUUGUCGUUGCGACUCAUUAAUCCCCUCAAGGCCACCGUCACCGUCGCGUCGUCGAUCCCCUUACGCCCUGAUUCCGGCAACCGCCAUCACCGUUUCUCCUCGUCGCCGGAGGUAGUCGGUCCUCCUGGUGUUUCUCUCCUCUGUUCGCAGAAUCGUCGAAUCGCAUAGCGGGUCCGUCCUCUUCAUGCGUAUGUCUUUAAUUGCGACCUAGUACGAAUUUAAUAUCAGUAGCAACAAGUGUUACAGACGAAGAAUUGAACAAUUAUUUUUAAUCAAGGCUAAUUGGCCCCGGUGGUUUGCGGCAUUUUGGUGAAGCAAUGGCUGGAAAACAGGGUGGCGGCGAGGACUUGUCGGUUAACCUAGCUGGAAUGUCGAAGAACCAGCUCUACGAUAUCGUGUCUCAGAUGAAGAGUCUGAUAGAACAGAACCAGCAACAGGCCAGGCAGAUCCUAAUCCAAAACCCUACGUUGACCAAAGCGCUUUUCCAGGCCCAAAUUAUGCUUGGAAUGGUGCAAGCUCCUCAAGUGGUUCCAAAAGUCCAGCCAAUGGUUUUGCAGAACAAUCAGCAGUCAGUACAACCAGUACAACAACCAAAUACUCAGCCUGCUCCAUUAUUGCCCGGGCAUGGUGGGGCACAGGAUCAAGCAGGUGUAUCUCAAACACAGACUCCUAUGAGGAAACACCAUAAUCAAUCUUCAGUGCCGGUUUCAUCUGCUGUUCCUGCAAUGAGUCAUCAAUCUCAGCCCAUUUCUGCACAUUCUUUGCCAAUGCCACAACAGCCUAAAGGACAUCUUGCUCCCCAAGUGGCUCUUGCAUCGCUUCCACAAUCAUCACAACUUCCAAACAUACCUCCUCCUUCACUUCAUUCAUUGUCACAACCUCUUCAUCCUACUCAAAUGCCAACUGCUUCCAGUCAGUUACAGCAACCAUUGCAGUCACCUGGAUUUCCCCAUAUACCUAUGCAACAACAACUGCCACCGCAGAUUAGACCACCACCUGCAGUGCCAACCUUCCAUCCCCAAUAUCCCCCCCAAAUGGGUGCAAACUUAGGUUUUCAACAUGCUGGUGCAUCUCACAACCUUUCACAGUCUAUGUUUCAUCCAGGUUCAAAACCCACUGCUAGUGUUGGAUCUGCAUUCCCACAGGGUCAGACACAACUUCCAAGUCAAAAAUCAUCUCGGCCACCUUAUCAGGUUGGGAAUAUGCCUUUAGGGCCUGAUUUUGGCAAUCAAGCUGGAAAUGCUAUGCAAGUUGACAGAGGGUCUUCUUUGAUACCUGGUCCCUCAGAUAACCUAGCACAUCUUUCUGGUCCCCCUGGACCUCCAUAUGUAGUUUCUGGUCCGAUGGGUGCUGCUAAUCAGGCUCUUCGACCUCCUGCGUUGACACCAGAGAUGGAGAAAGCUCUGCUUCAACAGGUCAUGAGCCUCACACCAGAGCAGAUAAAUCUCCUGCCUCCAGAGCAAAGAAACCAAGUGCUGCAGCUACAGCAGAUGUUGCGUCAUUGAUGCAAUUCGCACGGUGAAAGUUAGGCAACCUUCGAUCCUUCCAGUUUGGCAGAGAUUGUUGUCUUAUAUCCAAACUGACUGGCUGCUAAGUUUUGUAGAAAUUAAUACAAGUUCAUGUAACAAAUUAGAGACCAUAGUAUUCUUUUCUUCUGGAAUUGGGCUCCAGUUAAAUAUCAGCCGUUUGUUGGUGGGUCUAUUUGCAAAACCUCUCCCCGUGUUCCGCAUUUAUUGUUAAUUUCACUUGCCCUGUUUUACCGGUUA
Molecule: messenger RNA, 1840 nt
Organism: Vigna angularis (adzuki bean)
Lineage: Eukaryota; Viridiplantae; Streptophyta; Magnoliopsida; Fabales; Fabaceae
Product: cleavage stimulating factor 64
Exons: 8
Coding region: 392-1579 (395 amino acids)
Biological process (GO): mRNA 3'-end processing
Source: RefSeq, a predicted model, not a curated record